Messenger RNA from Papaver somniferum (opium poppy), 864 nucleotides. RefSeq lists its product as uncharacterized. The transcript has a single exon. Lineage: Eukaryota; Viridiplantae; Streptophyta; Magnoliopsida; Ranunculales; Papaveraceae. Gene Ontology annotation, molecular function: RNA-DNA hybrid ribonuclease activity; nucleic acid binding. The record is from RefSeq and is a predicted model, not a curated record. Bases 1 to 864 code for a protein of 287 amino acids.
AUGAAGCUACCCCAUAGAGUUAUUCUUUUUACUUGGAAGUGCCUCAAGAAUGUUGUUCCAACAAGAGAAAGACUAGCUCAACACAAUCAUUCUAUAGAACAACAUUGUAGUGUUUGUCAAGUUGAUGAAGAAUCUCUCUUUCAUUUGUUGCUCACUUGCAUCCAUGCCAAAGCUGUCUGGAGGUUACUGAAUAUCAACAUUGAUCAAGUUAUCAUGAACUACCACAAUAUUCAGGACUGGAUUAUUUCGUGGUUCAUUAAUGUUAGUAAUUCAAACUCUGAAGAACUUGAUAUCUUGAUGAAAACUCUCAUGGUGGCAUGCUGGAUUAUAUGGAAGGAAAAAUGUGAAUGUGUCUUUGAGGAUAAAACUCUAAACCCUCUUAGCACUGUAGCAAGAAUAAAAUUUCAGUUGAUCAGUUUUUCAAGCAUACCUAGACAAAAUAUAGAUAGUCAGGCUAGUGUAGUACAUAGAAACUGUUUUUCAAAUAUGCCUGUUGAUGUUAACUCUUUUACUAUUUAUGUUGAUGCAUCAUUUGGGUAUGAUACUAAUGACUGCGGCACUGGUAUGGUGCUGGUUUCUACUGCAGGUGAAAUCACAGGACUCAAAGGCUCCUAUGCAUAUAGAAUAAGAGAUUCAGAGGAAUGGGAAUGUGCAGCUAUUUUGGAAGCAGUGAGAUGGUUCAAAGCAUUGGGUCACACAAAAAUCAACAUCAUAGAUGAUGCACAGAAUGUCGUCAAUUCAAUUACUUCUGAUAAUCUCUUUGUCAGAUGGGAAUAUAGGAAAACAGUUAGAGAUAUUAAGUUGCUUUUAAACUCAUUCAGUUUUUGGAGUUUUAAUCACAUUAUGAGAGUCAAUAAUGGUUAG